AUGGAUAAAGCUGAACAGAAGAAUGGUACUGCCGUGGGGAGUGCAGCAGGUCCAGUACUGUUCGGGGAGCCUAAUGGGGACUACGGCACGAACAAGCUCGCCACUAGUGACGACAUCGUCAAGGAUCUUCUCAAUGAUGUGAGGCAAUCAGAGAAGAUCUCCGACGAUGAUGAUUUACCGGUUGGAGCCGACUUCCGGACAGUUAUGAAAGAAGCAAAGUUGAAAAUAAAUAUAUCGAGCAAAAUCGGAUCGUCGUUUGAUCUGGCGGCUUUGCCUGUUGUUCCACCACUUGGAAAACCUCCAUCUAUCAAUACAUUUCCUUUGUCUAAACCAGUUAAAAAAGAUGAGGAUGAAAUGAUGCAACCAUCUUCCACAAAACGAGAAUCCGACAUCCUUAAUAAGGUCAUCGCUGAAAAGGGUCGAGGCGAUUUCAUUCCUAGGAAUUUGAAGGUGAAAUAUGUCAACAGUGAGAACCCGGCGAACCAUAACCAAGGGAAAUGUGAUGGGUUCAAGAAAACCGAGCCCAGGUUACUUGAUAAGAGCAAAGGUGAAAGCUUUGUUGAAGUUUCGCCUGAUGAAGAUGAAAAGAAUGUUGAAUUUGUACCUUCUGCUCCGCCUCAACGUUCUAUGUCUCCGAUGGCUUUGACAUCAGUUGCUCCUCCAGCUCCUGAACCAGUCAGUGAUGGAGAGCUAGAGAAAGAGAUAGCAGAAGAAUUAACUGCGGCUGCACAGCCAAAGGUGUUGUUCAGCUUGCAGUGUAAUUAA
Molecule: messenger RNA, 765 nt
Organism: Angiostrongylus costaricensis
Lineage: Eukaryota; Metazoa; Nematoda; Chromadorea; Rhabditida; Metastrongylidae
Source: the annotation of a GenBank genome assembly